Prosopis cineraria is the source of this 1193-nucleotide messenger RNA. Its product is annotated as tetraspanin-7-like. The record is from RefSeq and is a predicted model, not a curated record. The transcript has 2 exons. Gene Ontology annotation, cellular component: plasma membrane; plasmodesma. Lineage: Eukaryota; Viridiplantae; Streptophyta; Magnoliopsida; Fabales; Fabaceae. The coding region runs from base 226 to 1023 and encodes 265 amino acids. Gene Ontology annotation, biological process: auxin-activated signaling pathway.
UUAAUAUCAAUUAGCACACUACUCGCGACCCUCUCUCUUUCAAAAUUCGCACACCAUUUGAUGCCUCGUGUCCUUCCGUACCAAUAAUUCCAGUGAAGCGCGUGACCGUCGAAUCUCCUCCAUGUCCUUUCCCCUUCUUCCUUACUUUUUGUGCUUUCAACAACUUCAUACACACUCUCUAGCCCUUCUGUUGGUUUUUUCCCCUCCCUCUGAAAUCCUCACAACAUGUUUCACUUGAGCAAUACUGUGAUUGGGAUCCUCAAUUUCCUGACUUUCCUCUUAUCCAUUCCCAUUCUUUGGCUCGGUAUUUGGCUUAGCAAACAUGGCGCCACCGAGUGUGAAAAAUUGCUCGACAAGAUCUUCAUUGUGUUGGGCGUCUUCCUUCUCUUGGUGUCGCUGGCUGGCCUGGUCGGCGCUUGCUGCCGUGUCUCCUUGCUCCUCUGGAUUUACCUUAUCGUCAUGUUCCUGCUCAUCAUUGCCGUACUUGUCUCCACUAUCUUCGCCUUCGUUGUUACCAACAAAGGCGCCGGGGAAGUUUUAUCCGGCAAAGGGUAUAAGGAGUAUAGGCUCGGUGAUUACUCUCACUGGUUGCAGAAGAGAGUGAACGACUCCAAAUACUGGAAUACGAUGAAGAGCUGUCUUCGGGCCGGGCAAUACUGCUCCGACUACCAAAAGCUGUAUGCCAAAGACGAUGCCAACAGGUUCAGUUCAGAGAAAUUAACACCGGUUCAGUCUGGAUGUUGCAAGCCAUCAAACGACUGUAACUUCGUAUACCGGAGCCCAACAGUGUGGAACAAGACGGAAACUGCAAAUUAUACCAACCCUGAUUGUGGUGCUUGGAGCAAUGAUCCAAAUGUCCUGUGCUACGACUGUAAUGCAUGCAAGGCUGGGAUAGUGCAAGACAUUAAGACUAAUUGGAAGAAGACGGCUAAGAUCAACAUAAUAUUCAUCAUCUUCUUGAUCAUUGUGUACUCAAUAGGGUGCUGCGCAUUCAGAAAUACCAGGAGGGACGGUUGGAAGUGAUCUUAGGCUGAGAAGAAUCAGAAUAAAUGAACGUAAUUAGCAUUUAGAUGGAUCAUGUAGUUUCUCCGUUGCUAGCAAUAAUGUAACAUGCUAUGUUUGCUGUAAAUUGCUCAAUCUUGUAUUACAUUUCCCAGUGUUACUUUGGUGUGCAGUCUUGAUCCCUUUUUUCC